GUCUGCGGGGAGUCCGAGCCGGGGCGGGCCCGAGUCAAAGGCAAGUGAAGGUGGAAGCAACCGCGGCGGCAGCAGCACUUCCUUCUCGCCAGCCCCCACCCCAGCCUGGGCAGAAGCCAGCUCCGUGUUGUCCUGCAGGUCCCUCCAGCCUGUAUUGAUUGAAGCCUAGAGAGGACGCGUUCUCUGGACUCAGGGACCCCAGAGUCAGGAGGAGUGAGAACCCUGACCCUUAAUCCCACUGAAUCCAGCCAAUAGGAGCCCAGCCACCAUGGCAGAGCUUCAGGAGGUGCAGAUCACAGAGGAGAAGCCGCUGUUGCCAGGACAGACCCCUGAGGCGGCCAAGGAGGCUGAGUUAGCUGCCCGAAUCCUCCUGGACCAGGGACAGACUCACUCUGUGGAGACACCUUAUGGCUCUGUCACUUUUACUGUCUAUGGCACCCCUAAACCCAAACGCCCAGCGAUAUUCACGUACCAUGAUGUGGGACUCAACUAUAAAUCUUGCUUCCAGCCGCUGUUUCAAUUUGGGGAUAUGCAGGAAAUCAUUCAAAACUUCGUGCGGGUUCAUGUGGAUGCCCCUGGAAUGGAAGAGGGGGCUCCUGUGUUCCCUUUGGGAUACCAGUACCCGUCUCUGGACCAGCUUGCAGACAUGAUCCCUUGCAUCCUGCAGUACUUAAAUUUCUCUACAAUAAUUGGAGUUGGUGUCGGAGCUGGAGCCUACAUCCUGUCGCGAUACGCUCUUAACCACCCGGACACAGUUGAAGGUCUUGUUCUCAUCAAUAUUGAUCCCAAUGCCAAGGGUUGGAUGGAUUGGGCAGCCCACAAGUUAACGGGCCUCACCUCUUCCAUUCCGGAGAUGAUCCUUGGGCAUCUUUUCAGCCAGGAAGAGUUGUCUGGAAAUUCAGAGUUGAUACAAAAGUAUAGGAAUAUCAUUACACAUGCACCCAACCUGGAGAACAUUGAACUCUACUGGAACAGCUACAACAACCGCCGAGAUCUGAACUUUGAGCGUGGAAGUGAAAUCACCCUCAAAUGCCCUGUGAUGUUGGUGGUAGGAGACCAAGCACCCCAUGAAGAUGCAGUGGUGGAAUGUAACUCAAAAUUGGACCCCACCCAGACCUCGUUCCUCAAGAUGGCGGACUCUGGAGGUCAGCCCCAGCUGACUCAGCCAGGCAAGCUGACUGAGGCCUUCAAGUACUUCCUGCAAGGCAUGGGCUACAUGGCCUCAUCCUGCAUGACUCGCCUCUCCCGGUCUCGCACAGCCUCUCUGACCAGUGCAGCAUCCAUUGAUGGCAACCGGUCCCGCUCCCGUACCCUGUCUCAGAGCAGCGAAUCUGGAACUCUUUCUUCAGGUCCCCCAGGGCACACCAUGGAGGUCUCCUGUUGAAUGACCCUUGUUGCCCUGGUGUGGGACCCAGCCCUCACCUCCCACAGCACUAACCUGGGAGGCACAUGAGGGCACUGGGCUAGCGUAAGCAAGGGAAAUGGGCAGAUCACUGUUGGGGAGAUGACCUUGAUCUUUGAUUGCUACCCUAACCUUGACCUUUAACCUGUGAUUUCCCCUAGCUCCUGGGAGAGGUGCCUAAUAUCUCUUAGGGACCCAGACCCCUAAAUUAUCCCCUCUCCCAUUUUGGUGUUGUGGAGGAGAAGGCAUGUAUCCUCUCUCCUUGGCCUAGUUGUCUGUAGAUGAGGGAUAAGAGGCUGUUGUGGCUGUCAUGGUGCCUGGAUUAGACUCCCUACUUAUCCCAUAUUUGCAAGGGCAGGGGAUUUGGGGCUGGGGCUCCAUUCACCAAAGCUGAUAUGGCUUCUUAUUAACUCCUCAGGGCCCUAAAGGGAAUGGGCCUCAAUGAAUGUGUGUCAGAGGAGGCUAGCUGGUGGGUUACUGGUCCUCAGAAUGUGAUAAAAUGUCCAGCAUAUAAAGAGGAAGUUGGAAUGGGAGAUAGUGGCAAUGAAUGAUAUGAUGGAAAGUCUGGAGCUGGGGGCAAUGGGAAGGGGCCUGGGGCCAUUUGGCUGCACUAACUUUGGUAGCUGUCAGUGUGUGUCUAGAGUGGGAUGGGGGAGGAAGCCAAGCUUGAGCCAGGAUGCUUGGGGCUUGGCAGAGGGGUGGGAAGGGCUAUGCUGGGGCUCUGACCACACUGUGUUAUUCGUGGAAGGUGGCCUCCUGUCUCCCACAACUUCUGCUGUGACAAUAAACUGUAGAGAAAUCUGA
This is a messenger RNA of Marmota monax (woodchuck), 2206 nucleotides long. It is a transcript of the gene Ndrg2, whose product is annotated as NDRG family member 2. Gene Ontology annotation, cellular component: cytoplasm. Lineage: Eukaryota; Metazoa; Chordata; Mammalia; Rodentia; Sciuridae. The coding region runs from base 269 to 1384 and encodes 371 amino acids. The record is from RefSeq and is a predicted model, not a curated record. The transcript is spliced from 18 exons. Gene Ontology annotation, biological process: signal transduction.